This is a messenger RNA of Bursaphelenchus xylophilus (pine wood nematode), 1625 nucleotides long. The record is from the annotation of a GenBank genome assembly. NCBI's taxonomy places the organism in Eukaryota, Metazoa, Nematoda, Chromadorea, Rhabditida, Aphelenchoididae.
AUGUUCGAUCCACGACGGUUGAUAGAGCCCACUAAUGUUCCCUUCGGAUGGGCUACGAAAAGUCUGGAUGGAAGAGACGAGCGGUGGGAUGGAUUGAGGAGAAAGUAUAGUAUUGCCGCAGGCCAUGCUGAAGUAAUUAGCGGAGCUGGAUUUUUGUCGUAUGUUCUGAGAGUGGUCUUCGUGUUUGAUGGAACAACGGAACGGUUUAGUGCAAUCCUGAAAGUCCCUACUGUUGAGAAAUUGAUGGCCGCCCAAAUGGUCAUUGAAGAAGUAAGUUUUACACACCAUGAUAUGCCUUAGACUCGGCUGUCGACUUCAUAUUGCGUAAUAAGCCGUUUCUUGGGGAUCUCUACUUUUUUAUAGGCUCCAAAGUUUGACAAUAUAUUGAUCAAGCUUCACAAUCAAGAGAUUUUGUUUUAUAAAGAGAUUGCUAAUAAAUGUGAUGUGUUCUACUUUCCUAAAAUGUAUGCAUACGUGGUCAGUGACGAAAAGAACGCUACACAUGGCAGAAUACUUGUUGAGGACGUUGGUGACAAAGGCAUGUUGCCUGAUGUUCUUCAAGGAAUGGAUUUGAAACAGGCAAGAAUUUACAGUUGACUUGAUCCACCAGCCAAAAAAUAAAGUCGCUGCAAAAUAAAUCCCUCUUCUGACCAAAAAACACUUAUCUUUUUUAUGAAGGCGCUUUCUUUGAUUGGAAGAGCGAGAUAUUUCGCUAAUAUAUUUCGGCAACACUGUUUACACUGGACUUAUAAAUUGCUGGUUUUUUGCGAUGAGAAUAUGUAUUGUGUCUGGUACGUAAUACCUUCGUUUUUAGUGUACAGAAGCGAUCCAAGUACUGGCAAAGUUUCAUGCAUUCACUUUGCUAAACCUUUCCGAGGAAUUUCUCGAGAAGCUCAAAGAAUGCAACACGAAUCAAAAAGAAAAUAUUGGGAUGACUCCGGCAACUUAUGAGCUCGAUCCGUAUUUUAUGGAGAACCGCGAAGACUUAAAAGAAAUCGCCGAAAAACAUGGCGAGGUGGAGUACAACAUCCAUCGGUUGCACGGCAUUCCACCUGUCCUUGUGCACGGCGACUUCUGGGGCAACAACAUGUUUUUUGAAAAGAAAAACGACGGAAGUAUGGGCGAAAAGUUGUUUACAGUAUUCGAUUGGCAACUAUUACGUCCUGGGACUGGAAUGGGAGAUAUUGCCAGAUUUCUGGUCGUGUCAGCGACGGCUGAGGUUUUGGCCAACAACCUGGAAGGUAUACUGAAGCUGUAUUAUGACACCAUGCAGCAAUGCUUGCAUAGAAACGGAGAACGAAUGCCUUACAGUUACGAGCAGGUAAAUACACAUGUAAAUGAGAAACUUUAAACAGCGUAAAUAUAUUAAUAACAUUUGCCUGCUUGAUAUCCGAAUAUUCAAUAGUUCUAAAUAAUCCCAUAUAUGUAAAACUAAUGACAAUUUUUCCAUUUAGAUGAAAAUAAUGUUCCGAUACGAGUUCCCAUUUGAGUUUGUGUUUGCUGCGAUGCUCCUUCCUGUUAUGGUUCAAGGAACUGAUAACGAAAAGGUCAAGCAAGGCGUAGUCAAUCGGCUGAAGAUUGGCUUCGAUUAUGUAAAGAAAUUUUCUGAUAGACUAACACAUUAA